This is a messenger RNA of Drosophila teissieri, 694 nucleotides long. It is a transcript of the gene grim, whose product is annotated as cell death protein Grim. The record is from RefSeq and is a predicted model, not a curated record. Bases 53 to 475 code for a protein of 140 amino acids. The transcript has a single exon. NCBI's taxonomy places the organism in Eukaryota, Metazoa, Arthropoda, Insecta, Diptera, Drosophilidae.
AUUUUUUGAAUAAUUCAUUGAAGAUUUAUUUUGUAUUAAAUCGAGUACCGCCAUGGCCAUCGCCUAUUUCAUACCCGACCAGGCCCAAUUGCUGGCCAGAAGCUACCAGCAAAACGGCCACCAGGCAGCAGCGAGUCCUCGGACAACUGCAACACCUGCUGCACCUUCGCAGCAGCAGCAACAAUCGCAACAGCAGCAGCAUCAGCAACAGCAGCAACAACAGCGCCCACAAAUCCGUGCCAAUAUCUCCGUGCCGCUGGGAAGUCAACAGGGAUCGAUGACCAUGUCGGAGUUCGGAUGCUGGGACCUUCUGGCCCAGAUCUUCUGCUACGCCCUGAGAAUCUACAGCUACAGUUCCAGCCAGCGACGACCGACGGUCAUUCAGAUAUCCUUCGAAAUCAGCAGCGGCGGUCAGAACAACGACGAGGACGACGUGACCGAUGCCACCUCCACCUCCACCACCAAGGAGAACUAAAUUUGGUUUCCGUUUUUCAUCGAGGUGGAGAGAAAAUCUUUGGGAUUUUCUGGGAAAGGCAGGCUCAAUCAAAGCGCAUUGUGAUUUCUUUUUUGGAUAUGGACACAUGAGGAGGAACGAGUUUUGUAAAAAAUGGGAUAUUUCCACAACAAAAUAAGAAAACUAUUUUUAAACUAUUUUUGAGAGAGAGAAAAUUCAAAAUUUGUCAUCGAUUUGCUU